Ixodes scapularis (black-legged tick) is the source of this 1840-nucleotide messenger RNA. RefSeq names its product venom factor-like. The record is from RefSeq and is a predicted model, not a curated record. Lineage: Eukaryota; Metazoa; Arthropoda; Arachnida; Ixodida; Ixodidae. Gene Ontology annotation, molecular function: endopeptidase inhibitor activity.
GCCAUGGCUCCAUCGUGUCUGCUUGCAACAGGCCAUGCAAGAGAUCUCGGGACGAUUACGAGGUUGGAGGCGCCACUAAGUUCCUGGUCUGUGAGUCUUAAGUAGUAGGAAGUUCGAGUCCUUUUGAAUUCGGCACCAGAAACACGGAGCAGCUCUUCCAAACAUGGAGAGACUACGACGACCCUCCAUCGUUCUGCUUCUGCUCGCAUGUUCGGGAUGUUUUCGAGCUACAGUUGCAGAUGACUGCUACCUGGUGGCACCGAACGUGUUCCGCCUCGGCUCCAAGGAAACGGUGGCGGUGGCGGUCGAAGGUGGGGCUGCUCAAGAGGUUCGAGUCAGCCUGCAGAAGCACCCAAAUCAGCGGGGUGUCUUCUUCACCGAGACACGCACAGUCUCCCCAAGAAGGCCCGAAGUCUGGGAUGUCGGCGUGGAGCUCGCGGACCUCCCCGACUUGACACUCGGCAAAGCUCCGGUUUACGUGACGCUCGAAGUCAAGUGUGGGUCUCUGUGGACCAGGAGUGCUCAAGUGUUGGUGAGCCCAAAGUCCGGAGAGCACCUCUUCUUGCAGACCGACAAGCCCAUCUACCAUCCGGGAAGCGCAGUAAAGAUACGAUUUAUUGCAAUGGACGAAACGCUUAGACCUUCCAACAAAAAAUUCAAGGUGGAAAUACAGAACCCUCAAAACGUCACGGUGGAGGCACGAGACUUCGAGCCUACGACAGGACCUAUGCUCACCCAUGUGGUCACGCUGCCCGAACACACCCUGCUGGGCGAAUGGAAGGUCGUGGUCAAGUACGGCUACAAGUUUGAACAGAAUGAGACUGUAACGUUUGAGGUGAAGGAGUACGUUUUACCGAGGUUUUCAGUGGAGCUCAGCACCGUGAAAUACGUCCCAGACAACUUCACAGAUGUGCCGUUCUUCGUCCAUGCAAGAUUUCUGAACACGCAGCCUGUUCAAGGGGUCGUCCAGUAUCGCUUCGGCCUCAAAAGUGAAGCUGGCAAAGAACAGUGGAUCGGCAACGGAAAAGAGCCCAAACUCCUUAUUGACGGAAUAGCACGUUUCCAAGUGGACAGAGACAGCAUUGCGCGGCGUCUGGGAGCUCCUCUGGAGAGUCUGUUCCGUGGCCGAUACCGCCUGGUGAUCGAGGCCACGGUGACCGAAGAGGCGACCGCCGCCAAGCAGUCUGCUCGCAACGAGAAGGCCGUCUUCUCCACCACGCCGUUCGUCAUCUCCACGAGCAAGAGCCAGAAGAGCUUCAAGCCUGGCGUAAAGACCUAUGCCAUCGCCCAAGUGACGUACCUGAACGGAGAUGCUGCCCGAGGAAUCGAGAUGCAGUUGACAAACAGGGGUCCGAAGAACCUAAGCACGAAGGCAACCACAGACAAUGAUGGCAUCGCCACAUUUCCCAUCUCGACAGCAAUCAACGACGAUUCCCUGAACUUGAAGGUGGAAACAAUCGACAAAGCGUUUCGACAGAGCGAGCAGGCCCAAGUUGAGUUCCAGCUUUCGAAGUAUGAGCAUACAGCAAGAGGCUUCAUAGCGAUCGAAAGAAGAGAUCCCAAAAAAAAGUCCAGGCCCAACGAAAUAUACGAAGCUGUGCUGUUUACCUAUCCUCCAAACAAGGUUUCUUCUGUAUAUUACGUGGUGCUGUCCAGGGGCCGGAUCCUGAAGGCGGAGGUGCUGGAGGAAGGCCAGAUCAUCGAGCGGGGCUUGAAGUUUGUCGUCACUACGGAAAUGACUCCCAGCUUUCGGGUGGUCACCUUCGCUCGAAUCGACGGUCACAUCGUCAGUGACUCCAUCUACGUGAGCGCAGAACCUACCUGCUCGGUGGCCUCACAG